AUGGCACGUGGAAAUACAAGCAAAGUCAAGAAAGUCCGUCCCCAGCUCACAACGUGUCAGAAGGCUGCGUGUCGUGCGAAGUUCAUUGCACUCACUGAUGAUGUGAACAGUGCUCGCACAACCUACAUGGACCAGGUUCAAGUCCUUGCCAAGAAACAUGGACACUCCGAGCAUUGGACGCGAUGUCAACUUUACCUUGGGGGUCAGACGGUUCGGCGUUCUCAGCGUCCAAAUGCGUGGAAUGCAUUUGUUCACCAACGACUGGAUGACAUAAACGAAGGCCUAUCAAAGGGUAACCGUUGGAAACUCACAGAGUUUAUUGAGUCUCAUAAAGAAACUCUUUGCAACGACUAUGCAAGACUCUCACGCGCUCAAAGGAAUAAUUACAAAGUCGAGAUUAUCAAGAUGCGUGCCGACAAGCAGUGCAUGGUCCACGACAACCCAAGAGUGGUCCAGCGCGACAUGCAGGCUACUUUUGCUGCUAUGGACCAAGAGCUAUUUGCUCCCACCUCGGUGUUGAAGGCUUUUAUGUGGCUGUCUGUGGUGGAAUUGAGGACCUUAGUGGUCCCAAACUUUUUUUCAGAGAAGGCCGAGAAGUUUGUGCGAGCCGUUCUGGAUCUUGAGCCUCGGCGCCUGGCAUUAAAACUGGAAGCAUUUGCUGUCUCUGGCCUUGCUGAAGACAUACCGACUAUAUCAAGGGAGAAAAAAUCUCUCAACCAGCUGGUCAGUGAAUGUCGGACGCUCAUACAAGAUGAACUUGUCCAGAAUCCCUCUAGUAUUGGCGGAUGCAAGUCAGUGCAAUUAUUGAUCAACAGACUCAUCGAAGAGACCUGUAAAUGGACGAAGCUAACUGAGGAAGAGCUUGCAGACAGGAUUACCAGCAAUCAUGCUCGGCAAGCAGCUGGGGAGACCGUCUACAAACCACGGAAGAUGCGCACCAAAAAGACAGUAGAAAAGAGUGCUGCCAUUGUUGAGAGUAGCAGUGAGAGUGACGAGAACGAAGGGGAUGAUGGGGACAAUGAGUAA
Messenger RNA from Suillus plorans, 1026 nucleotides. RefSeq lists its product as uncharacterized. The transcript has 6 exons. The record is from RefSeq and is a predicted model, not a curated record. NCBI's taxonomy places the organism in Eukaryota, Fungi, Basidiomycota, Agaricomycetes, Boletales, Suillaceae. The coding region runs from base 1 to 1026 and encodes 341 amino acids.